AGAGAUCGGCUCAGCCCGAGUAGAUCGGCCAAUCCCCCGUAGAUCGGCCCGGCCCGUGCCCAGCAUGCCGAGGCAUUCCAACAGCUUCGCAUGCGGCCUGGAUGUUCCAGAGUUGGCCGUCAGCAAGCGCGUACGACCUGGAGCCAAUGGUACCAACAAGUGGCAAAAGCAUCCUGGCAAGACCCCUGCGCUUGCAUCGCUGGUCGAUUUGGAUGAGGUGUUCCACGCCGAGGAGGAGGAGGAUUGGUCCGAGCCUGAAACCUCCGUCGAGACCACCGCCACAGCGCGAGAGCAGAGCACGGCCCAAGAGGAGGAGGAUGAUCAGUGGGACCUCGUGUCGCAAGCCGUGCCCAAGGAGCAGGAGUGGCCUUCUUUGGAUCAGAGCCGCGACCCGGAGUUGCUGGACUACGAUCUGUUCGAGACAAUGUCCCAGGUGAGCGACUUGACCUUGAGUUCCUGGGUGGAUCUCAAUGAAGAUCUGGAGGAGUCCAAGCCUGCCACCUGGGCCUCCAGGAUUGGUCCCAGCAACGGGCUUCCGAAGCCCAAGACGGCCUUGCCCUGGGCUGGCAAACUGCGACCGACGCCUGAGAAUGCCACUUGCAGUGCCUUGACUGUCCAUCUGAAAGGCCAUGAGGAGGAGGAUCCGAACUCGAUGGAGUUCGAAGGAAGGACCUGGAACAAGUGGCAGAAGUCCAGCCGCAACUUGAAGGCGGUGGAGCGCCGCCUAGUGCAAACCGCACGGCGUCAGGAACAGCGCCUGGCUGGGCGAGGCUGAGCACGGGCACCAGGUAGCUUGAGAGCGCCGCGCAGAGGUUUCGAUGUUCUUCGGGGUGACCGCGAACUGCCAAGGGAUUCGAAUGGCGUGGAUGACUUUGAAGGGUAGAGUCUGAG
Durusdinium trenchii is the source of this 891-nucleotide messenger RNA. The record is from the annotation of a GenBank genome assembly. NCBI's taxonomy places the organism in Eukaryota, Dinophyceae, Suessiales, Symbiodiniaceae.